Molecule: messenger RNA, 225 nt
Organism: Debaryomyces fabryi
Lineage: Eukaryota; Fungi; Ascomycota; Pichiomycetes; Serinales; Debaryomycetaceae
Exons: 1
Coding region: 1-225 (74 amino acids)
Source: RefSeq, a predicted model, not a curated record
AUGUCUCACGGGUUGGUCUGGGGUAUAAAGAAUGCUUUAAUAGAAUUUGACGAAAUGACACAAGAUCCAGAUUAUUUGAAACUCCAGCCUUAUAUUAGAGAAAUAGUUGAGCGGACAAUUAAUAAUUUAAGAUUAGUGGCUGAAGCCAACGACCCUCGUGAAAGAGAGCAAGUUUUUCUUAAGCACGAUAAGAUUGAGUUGACCGACUUUACAGUAGAACUAUAG